AUGCUUGGCUCAGGGUUCAACAAGCAAAAACUCAAGGUGAAUUUGAAGUUGGCUAUCAACCGACUAAAACUGUUGGAGAAGAAAAAGAGUAAGCCUUCAGUUAUUUCGUAAUCUAUAUAAGCUCUAUCUAUCUGUGCAUUUUUAGAACUUCAAGAAGUACAAAUUUUGCAUGUCAGUGUUUGAUAAAUCAAAGACGUUUUUAAACAAUUCGCACUAUUGGGUGACAGAGAAAAGUGCUUCCAGGUUUGUCUAAAUUCUACCACUUUGCAAGGAUGUUUAUAGCGUGGCUAUACAGUUUUCGUACUGAUUUUUAUACACAGCUGAACUAGCUCAAAAAGCAAGGAAAGAAAUUGCUGACUACAUCAACAAUGGGAAAGAUGAACGGGCAAGAAUUAGAGUGAGUACAAGCGUGUGUCCGUGAUUUAACCUUUACAUAAUUCCUUAAAAAUAAAUAACCUUUAGCUAUGUGACCUUGUGAUAGGUAAGUCUAGCAUAUUCUAUGUAGCGCAUUAUAGAAAAUUACUAGUGAAGUCAUCAGAUUGUGUUUUGUGCCGAAAGUCACGCAUAACUCAUAACCAAUUUGUCAUAUUUGCACUUUGUUGCACAAUUAAAGAAAACCUCCAAUGCAAUAUCUAACCAUGUUUAAUGAUCCUGUACAAAUAAUAAUAUUUACAUAAAAACGUAUUCCUCAAGAUGAACAUGAUCUGUUUAUUUCCAAGAAUGCCAAAUGUAAAAAAAAAAUAUACAAAGUAGAAUCAUUUUACUAUUUGUGUCAAUUGCUGUAUUGCUACAUAACAAAGUUUAUGUACUCAUUCUACAAGUGACAUGUCUUUCAAUGAUGUAACCGACAUAAUUACAAGACAAGUGGUUGGGAAGUGAAGUUGUAUGACAGGAUUUUAGGUUUUCCUUGUCUUCAAAUAUUAAAGGAUUGUGUUCAAAAGUGAUAAAAAAGGGAUUUUUAAUGUUUGAUUCACCUCGUGUAUGGUGAUUAUUAGGUGGAACACAUUAUUCGUGAAGAUUAUCUAGUAGAAGCAAUGGAGAUGUUGGAACUUUACUGUGAUUUGUUGUUGGCCCGAUUUGGCUUGAUAGAAACACAGCAGUGAGUACAAUACUGUAGAUUUAAAACCUAAUUAUUAUGCAAUACAUCACAAUAUUCAACCAUAUAUGUUAGAGGUCAAAAAUAAAUUGAGGUUAAGAUUUUUUGAUCUAGAUUGUUUCUCAAUUUUCUUUGUCUCCUAGCCUUUAUUAUUCAUGAAUUAGGGCUAAGAGACAAAGUAAACUGAGAAUCACACUAGCGUAAAAUUCCAAAAAAAGCCCCUCUAUGUAUAAGCCCCUUCAAAUAUAAGCCCCCCAAACCGGUAACGCAAAAAACCCUCCGUUAAAUCGCCCCUCUAAAUAUAAGCCCCCCGGGGCCUUGUACUUGGAAAAUUGGCCUCAAAUACAAAGUAAAACCAAGCCAAAAUGGUAAAUUUCCUUCCAACUAUAAGGCUAGCCCAAUCGAUUUUGAAAUACAAAUUUCCCUCCAUGGAUAAACCCCUCCAAAAAUAAGCCCCUCAAAAAGGGCCUUUGAAAUAUAUAAGCCACGGAGCUUAUUUUCAGAAUUUUACGGCAGGCUAACAAAUUUUAAUCUGAAAUUAAUUUUGACCUGUAACAUUAGGCACCAGUUGUUCAAAAAGUUGGAUAGUGGUAUCCACCAGAUAGAUAACUGUGCAGUGGAUAAGUACGAGGAUAAUCAUUUUUUUUAUUAUGUCCAGUAUUAGCUAGUGAUUUAUCCAGCAAAAAGUGAGAUUCACCUUUUGAACAACUAGGAUAUGUUCCACGUAUAUGGGUUGGGGAGGGGUUUUAACCCUUUCACUGCCAAAUGAAGCCUAAGGCAAAUUUCGAGUAUGUUUGCAAUUUCAUUUUGUGAAAUUUUGAAAAACAAAUAGCACCAUGUUUAAGUACAGGCAGAGAGCUUUCAUUUGAAUGGUCACAUCAUAGGAUUUGGUCUGCAGACUCAAAAGUUAGAGUCACCUUACAAACUCCAUCGAGCACUCUGGCAGUGAAAGGGUUAAGGAUUAUGAUUGUUCUGGAUUUGCUGUUAUCCUCAGCAGGACAUUUGUCAAUGAGCUUCUAAAAUAAUUAUGAUAUAUCUAUAAUGUUCAAAGGCAUUUCUUCGUGUAAUUUCCAUGAUGAAUUAUUAAAUGUCGUUCAAAUGUGAAAAAUGCUUAAUAGAUACUGCGAGGAAGGAAUGAUCGAGGCAGUAACAACUUUAAUGUGGUCAGCACCACGUCUACAAACUGAUGUUCAAGAACUGAGAGUGGUAAGCCUGUGCACAAAUAUUAUUUUGUUUUUGUCAUAUGUUGGCUUGUGCUUGUCUGUGUUUGAUAAAUGUUUUAUAAACUUGACAUUUAGCAUUUUAACACCAUUUAUUUUCUUUUUCAAAUAGAUUGCUGAUCAACUAGGAUUAAAGUAUGGUAAAAAAUUUGCUCACGAAGCUAGCAUCAAUGCAAAUUCCACUGUCAAUGAUAGAGUAAGCAGCCUUUUCUAAAAUUCUUUUAGUUCUACUGCAUAAAUGCAACACCAUCAUAAUGAAUGAUAAUUUUUUCCUGUCCCUUGGCACUCCAUUAUAUUUGGGCGUCUGUCCUUUAUGGUUACCAUGGAAAUAUCAUUUGUUCUCGGACAAUCAUUGGAAUGAGUUGUGGACAUAUUUAAUGUGUUUUUGUUUACAAGUCAUUAUGAAAUAAAUGCAUUGAAAAUUGCAUAAAUAUUUUAGACUUAUGCACCCCACCAAUUCUAAGAAGAGAUAGAAUUUCAUAUCAGUGUAAACAUAAAUUAAAUAAUGUUAUUAAAAAGUAAUAUAAAUAUGCUCAUAUUUUUUUUUCUUUUUGUUUGCUUGUUAGCUUAUCCUCAAGCUAAGUCCUAAGCCUCCACCAAAGAGUUUAGUGGAGAAUUACUUAAUAGAGANGUGAAAUUUUGAAAAACAAAUAGCACCAUGUUUAAGUACAGGCAGAGAGCUUUCAUUUGAAUGGUCACAUCAUAGGAUUUGGUCUGCAGACUCAAAAGUUAGAGUCACCUUACAAACUCCAUCGAGCACUCUGGCAGUGAAAGGGUUAAGGAUUAUGAUUCUUCUUCUUUUAUGAUUGUUCUGGAUUUGCUGUUAUCCUCAGCAGGACAUUUGUCAAUGAGCUUCUAAAAUAAUUAUGAUAUAUCUAUAAUGUUCAAAGGCAUUUCUUCGUGUAAUUUCCAUGAUGAAUUAUUGAAUGUCAUUCAAAUGUAAAAAAUGCUUAAUAGAUACUGCGAGGAAGGAAUGAUCGAGGCAGUAACAACUUUAAUGUGGUCAGCACCACGUCUACAAACUGAUGUUCAAGAACUGAGAGUGGUAAGCCUGUGCACAAAUAUUAUUUUGUUUUUGUCAUAUGUUGGCUUGUGCUUGUCUGUGUUUGAUAAAUGUUUUAUAAACUUGACAUUUAGCAUUUUAACACCAUUUAUUUUCUUUUUCAAAUAGAUUGCUGAUCAACUAGGAUUAAAGUAUGGUAAAAAAUUUGCUCACGAAGCUAGCAUCAAUGCAAAUUCCACUGUCAAUGAUAGAGUAAGCAGCCUUUUCUAAAAUUCUUUUAGUUCUACUGCAUAAAUGGAACACCAUCAUAAUGAAUGAUAAUUUUUUCCUGUCCCUUGGCACUCCAUUAUAUUUGGGCUUCUCUCCUUUAUAAUGGUUACCAUGGAAAUAUCAUUUGUUCUCGAACAAUCAUUGGAAUGAGUUGUGGAAAUAUUUAAUGUGUUUUUGUCUACAAGUCAUUAUGAAAUAAAUGCAUUGAAAAUUGCAUAAAUAUUUUAGACUUAUGCACCCCACCAAUUCUAAGAAGAGAUAGAAUUUCAUAUCAGUGUAAACAUAAAUUAAAUAAUGUUAUUAAAAAGUAAUAUAAAUAUGUUCAUAUUUUUUUUUCUUUUUGUUUGCUUGUUAGCUUAUCCUCAAGCUAAGUCCUAAGCCUCCACCAAAGAGUUUAGUGGAGAAUUACUUAAUAGAGAUUGCACGCAGCCAUAAUGUAGCAUUUGAGCCUGAUCGUACUGUUUUUUUGGAGGUAGGUAAUGCCACAUAUAGACUGCCUUAUGAAAUAACCCCCAACCAAUCAAUGAUCAAUUAUAAUCAGAAAAUCUCUUUAUAAAAAUGUCAUAUAUUUGUAACUUUGCGCAAGUCAGAGUACAUGUAUAUUUUUUUAUACAAAUGUGUUGAGUUUUUUAUCAGUGGACCACUUAGUUGGGCUUAGAAUUUUCUCUGUGCUUUUGGGUGGUUGGAUUGAGGCCAUUAAACGACACAAGUUUUUGAUAUGUUUAUUUUCUAACAAGAAAUUUUAUUUUUUUCCUGACAAAUGUAAUAGUGACAAACAGCACAAAGAUGGGUUGAAAAUGCGACAAUGAUGAAGAAAAGCGGAAAAAGAAUGGUGAAAUGCUGACGUGGACAUGGCUUCCCCCUUAACCCUUUAAGUCCCAAUAGUGACAAAGAUCAAUUUUCUCUUAACAAUAUCCAUACACUGUCAAGAGAUAAGUUGUGAGAAUUAAUAAAAUGAUCACCCAGGAGAAAAUGCUUGAUCUAUUAUCAAAUUCUCACAACUAAUUCUGUAAGGAAAUGUAUGGAGAUCAGUUUGGAGAAUUUCUAUGUGGAUACCGGGGCUUAAAGGGUUAAGACAUGAGACAACAGGUUUUGACUUUCUGAUUAGACAUUCCCACACAAUCUAAUAGGGCUAAGGCUAAUGAGCCUGUCCUUUUUUAUAAGCUGAAUGUUGCAGAAACCGAAACUUUUGACUCGGAGCUUGAUAGCCAUACAAUGUAUGCACCUUCUGGAGCAAAGAGCAAUGAUAUACACAUGUGGACACACCACAAAAUAUUCCGCAAUGUCUCGUGCUGAGUGUCUUCAAAUAAGUGUCACCCCCAAUUCUGUGUCAGACUUAAAAAGUAACAUGGCCUCAUUUAUUGGCCACAUUACUAUUUGAUGAAUAAUCUGAAGGGGACUAUCUUUUCUUCAUCUUCUUAAAAUCACAAUAUUUUUUUAAUAUUAAAGAUGAUGUAAAAAUGAUCAGCACAUAUUCAUUCUCUUGGUAAUUUCUUGCUUAGGAGGAUGAUUUACCAGAGUACGAUGAACCUGGCCCCCCAAAGGGCAAUGGUUUUGGUGGUAGUGGCAGUGGCGGUGGAGGUGGUGGUACCGGUCGCAUUGGUUUUGAGGGGAUUGCAGCAGGUUAUGAUGCACCCAGUAUAUCAAACCCCCAAUAUGCUUCGCUAAAUUAUCCACCAUCACAUGUAAGUUUUUCUUAAAGUGUAUGGCCAGAAUUGUUUGAAUUUGCUGUUUAUUAUUCACCCAGAAAUCAUGGACUGGUUGCAUAAAGGCAACUUAAGAUUAAGUGGGAAUUGUUUACAACCACUCUUUAGUUCUGAAGGAUCUCUCUUUGUGUUUUCUAUGCUGGUUAAUCAUCUUUUGCUCAAUUCAUUUGUGUUAUAGUGCAAGCAAAUCCUCCAUAACUAAGGAAAUGGUCGCAGAAAAUUCCCUGAGUGUCUUUGAACUCACCACCAACAACAACUCUGCAAGCAAACCAGUCUGUUGGUAAAAUCAACUAAUUAUUGAUAUUUAUUGUUCACUUUACAGGGAAGUGCACCACCUUACCCAGUGGGUCCCCCAGGGAAUGCACCACCCUCCUACCCUGAGAAGGUUUUGCCACCCUACCCAGGAGGCCCUGUCAAUAACCACAGCCCUACAGCUCCACCAGCAGGUGAAAAUAUUUCCAAUAAUUUUAUUGAAAACUUUAAACCUGCCAGUUAUUAACUUAUGCUACCGUUGGUUGCAUCUAAGUGUGUACAUGUGACGAAAAAAAAAAAUCUAAUUGGAUGAAAACAAGACAUGUUACUGUGCUUUUCACAAAUAUGCGAACUCUAAAGUUCAAAAGCCGCCUUCACAAUUGCGUUUUUCACUGCCAUCAAUCAUAAUUACGAUCACAAGUAACGAACCUUGAAACACACAAACACACAAAAUGGAUCGAAAUCCACCAAUCACAAAUCACAAACCAUGACCUUUUGAACCCGUUAAAGUAAAGUUUUGUUUCCUGAGAGGUCCGUUAAGAUGACUGACGGCAGCGAAAAACGCUAUUGUGAAGACGGCGUUUGAACUUCAGAAUUCGCAUGGUUGUGAAAAGCGCAGUAAUUGCCGCCAAACUGUUGAAGUUUGGGGUGGCAUUAGACGAAUGUUCAAUGUAAAGUAGGUAGCUGUUUGUUGACUUGAUUUGUUUUUGUUCAACAAAAUAUUCAUUGCAAGGCUUUUAGAAGAAUUCAUGGAGUUGUAAAACUUGAAAGAAUAAUUCUUAAAAGCAAGUGUGAUGUAUGUGAGUGAGAAAUACCCUGGUAUUACUGAAAAUUGAGAAAAAUAAAAGAUGUGUGGAUUACCCUGAUCAAAAACAUGUUAUUAACUUAACCUUUGGCUUGACAGUUUGUUUUAAUGGCUGUCAAUUUCAAAUGUUUGCCGACAAAACACGUCAUGUCUGACACCCUAUAAUCUAUUAGAACAUGUUUUUUGUCUUGUGUCCAUGCUUAGAUGCAACCAGCAGUAUUUUGCAUAGUUACCUAUGAUAUGACCUUUGGUAAACUUAAGCAUUGUUUUACCUAUGUUACUUUAUUCAAGGUUGGUUUUUGCCAUCCUUUUCCCUUUGUAAGACAUCAACAUGACACUUGGUUUUUGCUCCUCUCUGGUUCAUGUGAUGUAGGGGUGAUUUUCUGGGUGUAUGGGCAAGGUUUUAGCCAGAAGGGUGUCCAGCCAUCCUAUGGAUGGCUAUUUUUGGAAGAAAUAACAAGGAAACUUCACUUAAUCUCUUAUAAUUUUAAUGGGAAAACAUGCCUUCUCGAUGGCCAGUUUUCAAUGUCUGGCUAAAGAAUGUGUGUGGGAAAUGCUACAGCUGAAAGUUCACCCUGCUUUGUUGUUAUGCCAUACUAAACAGAACAAAACAGAUGUGUUAUACAUGUUCAACUCUACCCUGUUCUGUCUGUGUCAUUGCAUAGUUGCACUAUUCUACAUAGUAUAUUUAGCAUCUUAAUACUUUCUUUCUCAUUUCCCAUUUUAUUCUAGGACCUCAAAAGCCCUCCGCGCCCACCGCACCCACUCCAGCGCCUCGCUCGUCAAAAGGACCUAGUUUUCCGGACCUUCCAUCAGUACCAACAGACCUACCAAACAUACCCGACAGCUUGCCAGCGGCAAAUAGUGCUGGUGGGGAGGAUGUAGACUUUGAUGAUCUCACCAGAAGAUUUGAGGAUCUCAAAAAGAAAAAGUAG
Molecule: messenger RNA, 7287 nt
Organism: Porites evermanni
Lineage: Eukaryota; Metazoa; Cnidaria; Anthozoa; Scleractinia; Poritidae
Source: the annotation of a GenBank genome assembly